AUGGAUUUAGCAAUUUGUGCUGCAUGCAAAUUCACGAGCAACGGUCCUUGUACACUUGGGAACGGGGAUGCAUGCAUUAUGGCACCAUUUUUCCCAUCGACAGAACCUGAUAAAUUUGAUCGUGUUAAUAAAGUUUUUGGAGUCGUUAAUGUCUACAAGAUUCUGAGUAUUCUUGAAGAACCAUUGCAACGUGAAUAUGCUGUAAACGCUCUCUGCUACGAAGCAGAGGCCCGCAUACAAGACCCCAUACAUGGUAAUUAUGAUCUGAAAUUGGCUUACGAUAAUAUUCUCAAUAAAUUUAAGAGGGAUAUAGAUUCAGCGAUAAACGAACUGGAGAUCCCCACGGAUAAGAAGAAUCAACUUAAGCGACUCGUGGAUGCACGAAGAAAUGCAAUCAUUGGGAUGAGAGAAAAUGAACAGGGUGGUGUUCAUAGAGCUGAUGGUGCAUCAACUUCUUCGGGACCUGCAAAUCAAAACCAACCAUAG
Messenger RNA from Raphanus sativus (radish), 486 nucleotides. RefSeq names its product LOB domain-containing protein 32-like. The transcript has 2 exons. Lineage: Eukaryota; Viridiplantae; Streptophyta; Magnoliopsida; Brassicales; Brassicaceae. The record is from RefSeq and is a predicted model, not a curated record. The coding region runs from base 1 to 486 and encodes 161 amino acids.